GCCGCCGCCAUGGGCGUGCUGCCGGUGCCGGCGGAGGUGCGCGCCAUCCUGCUGGACAUCGAGGGCACCACAACCCCCAUCGCCUUCGUCCAGGAGACCUUGUUCCCUUACAUCAAAGACAAUGUGAAGGAGUAUCUGCGUGCUCACUGGGAGGAAGAGGAGUGCCAGCGGGAUGUUGGACUUCUGAGGAAACAGGCUCAGGAGGACUCCAGCUUGGACGGGGCUGUGCCGAUCCCUUUGGAGAGUGGAAGUGGGGAAGAGGAGCUGGAGCGGGUCAUCCAGGCAGUUGUAGACAACGUGCAUUGGCAGAUGUCUCUGGACAGGAAGACCACAGCACUGAAGCAGCUGCAGGGCCACAUGUGGAGGGCAGCCUAUGCUACCGGGCAUGUCAAAGGAGAACUCUUCGAGGACGUGGUUCCAGCCAUCCGAAAGUGGCGGGAAGCGGGGAUGAAGGUCUAUAUCUACUCCUCGGGCAGCAUUGAAGCCCAGAAGCUUUUGUUCGGAUACUCUACAGAAGGUGAUAUCCUAGAGGUAGAUAACCUUAUUACCUUCUUUACAACUUCUCCCUCUGCAGAGCACUUCCCUCCCACAACUGCCCUUGCUGUAAUGCUUCGUGAAUAGAGUCUGGGACAGGACUCUAGGACAGGUGGGGCAGUGGGUUUAACCCGCAGGAGUUAAGCUCAGCCAGUUGAGUAUGCUGGCAUGGCUGCAUCGCC
Molecule: messenger RNA, 716 nt
Organism: Haliaeetus leucocephalus (bald eagle)
Lineage: Eukaryota; Metazoa; Chordata; Aves; Accipitriformes; Accipitridae
Gene: ENOPH1
Product: enolase-phosphatase 1
Exons: 4
Coding region: 10-621 (203 amino acids)
Molecular function (GO): acireductone synthase activity; magnesium ion binding
Source: RefSeq, a predicted model, not a curated record